Lolium rigidum is the source of this 929-nucleotide messenger RNA. RefSeq lists its product as uncharacterized. The transcript is spliced from 6 exons. Bases 12 to 929 code for a protein of 305 amino acids. NCBI's taxonomy places the organism in Eukaryota, Viridiplantae, Streptophyta, Magnoliopsida, Poales, Poaceae. The record is from RefSeq and is a predicted model, not a curated record.
UUGAACAGGCGAUGGACGUUUCAGAUUUGAGUGCAAGUUCAAUGGAGUACGAAAGCGGAAAUACAGAUGAAGAGGAAUUCAAUAUUUCGUCUGCCAACUAUAAUGCACCUCGUGAAGAUGAACAAAGUUUGGGAGACGAUGAUGUCGACGAAAGUAUGGAUGCAGAUGGUGUUGAUGUAGAAGAUGAUAAUGUAGAGCAAGAAGAAGAUGUUGACACUGAUAAUAUUCAGAGUGAUGUUCUGGAGGAGGCAACUGAUGACGAGAGAUUGGACUGUGGUUUUGUUGAUGAGGUCUUAGUUGGCGAUAAUUCUUCUUACGACUAUUACGGUGAUUCAGACUUGGAGACUAUAGAAGAACCUGUUAGAAGAAGACAUGUGAAAUCAGUUGGUAAGAAAAAGAAUGGAUCGGAGGAUGAAGAUGAGAGUGAUACAGAAGAAAAGAGAAAGUUUUACUGGGAAGUAAUGGAGAAGACCUUUGUGUCUGAGGCAGCUGCAUAUACUUUUUAUAAUGGAUAUGCUCGACAAGAGGGAUUCAGUGUAAGAAAGUUCAAGUUCAAAGAGACUAAGGGUGCUAACAAAAUAGUUCGCGGAAGGCGGUUUGUGUGUUCUCGGGAAGGAAAACGUAACAGCAAGUUUCUGACUAUGGACAACCGCACUCGUAGGUUGAGACCUUUGUCACGUUGCAAUUGUAAAGCGGAGUUGGAUGUGAAGCUUGAUAGAGGUUCGGGGUUUGUGAUCAAGAAGCAAUGGUUCCAAAAUCUGCUGCUCGAACUUGAGAAGGUUAUGAAGGAGAAGGCAGAGCUGCAGAUUGCCACUCUAAAGGAGGAGAAGAAGAAGCUGGAGUAUUACGUUGCAGAUCUCUUCAAUAUUAGAGAUAGAAACCUGAAGAAGAUGAAGGCCAUACAAGAGAUUUGUGCAAGUUGGGAGUGA